AUGAGUUUUAUGGUAACAGCAACAAAGGAAGACUGGAAGACGAGAGACUACAUCGAGGACGUCUCGUUAUGUAUUUUACAAGUGACAGAAUUUCUCAACAAAUUCGAAAAGAAUAUGAGAGUUAAACUUCUUGAAUUGAAUGAAAAAUUAAACGAUUUGGAAAGAAAGAUGCAAUAUGUGGAAGCUGCAGUCAACUCGAUCGAACAAAACUCGCACUAG
Molecule: messenger RNA, 219 nt
Organism: Naegleria lovaniensis
Lineage: Eukaryota; Heterolobosea; Eutetramitea; Acrasida; Naegleriidae
Exons: 2
Coding region: 1-219 (72 amino acids)
Biological process (GO): actin filament organization; cell motility; regulation of actin polymerization or depolymerization
Cellular component (GO): WASH complex; SCAR complex
Molecular function (GO): protein-containing complex binding
Source: RefSeq, a predicted model, not a curated record